ACUGAAGCAAUAUUGAAUGUACACAUAUUGUAUAACCUUACAUUCAGCAGCCUCAUACAAUUUGACUGUGAGUUGUUUCGUAAUGCUUGGUGAUUAUUAUUGAAACACCGAAACAAUUGUUUAACGACAACAACAAUGGCAAAUUUUAUUCGACUUGGUGUAACUCGAGUGCUAACAAAUAAAUUAGUACAAUCAACAUCGAAAAAAACCAAAUAUUCAAUAGCUCCAAGUUUAGUGAGGCAGAUUAACACUUCAUCCAAACCUACUCAAGCAAGUGCUGAUUCUUCCAUCACUCCAACAGCCAUAGAAGAAAGUACAGAUAAAAAUGUAGAAUACUGGCAAUGUUAUGGUUUUGAUCCAUAUGAUAAAUGGAUGGAUAGAUUCCUUUUCCACUCAACUAUGUUUUGUGUCGUUUCACUCUGUUUUGUUGGUGGAAUAUUUGUAUUUGCUUACCAACCAGACCACAAAUUAAUUGAUUGGUGUCAACGAGAAGCCUAUCUUCAAUUACGAUACAGAGAAGAUCAUGGACUUCCUUUGAUUGACCCGAACUAUAUUGAUCCAUCCAAAGUUAAACUGCCUACAGAUGAGGAGCUUGGAGAUACUGAAAUUAUCAUUUAAUUUAAUUAUUUAAGAAAAGUACUGUUAAUUAUUGGUAGUAAUUAAAUCAAUUUAUAGGAUAUAUAUAUGAAAAAUUAGUGUAAUAAUCAUGUGAAUAUUGAAUAUAUGUAUUUCCUGUA
Molecule: messenger RNA, 737 nt
Organism: Chelonus insularis
Lineage: Eukaryota; Metazoa; Arthropoda; Insecta; Hymenoptera; Braconidae
Gene: NP15.6
Product: NADH dehydrogenase [ubiquinone] 1 beta subcomplex subunit NP15.6
Exons: 1
Coding region: 136-618 (160 amino acids)
Source: RefSeq, a predicted model, not a curated record